AUGGUCCGCUUUGCCCGUGAUUUGUUCGCUAAUGUACAGUAUGCUCAAUCAGCUGUCUCAACGUAUCCGUCUGGCACGAUGGGAUAUCUGAUCUGCUCGAAAUCGAACCGUGACGUGACAACUCCAUCACGAAUUUUGACGGAAGAUGACAUCACGAGAAUGAAUCUACGAUACUACAACUCUGAGGUGCAUUCUGCCGCCUUCGUUUUGCCUCAGUUUGUUAAAAAGGCUCUCGAGAAGAAGUGA
Cooperia oncophora is the source of this 246-nucleotide messenger RNA. The record is from the annotation of a GenBank genome assembly. Lineage: Eukaryota; Metazoa; Nematoda; Chromadorea; Rhabditida; Trichostrongylidae.